CACGUUAUCACAUGCUGUGAGUAAAUACACUGCUGCUGAGCUCAGAUCUUUCUUUCUGUCCAGCACAGCCGUCUGAACAGCAGCAUGUCAGGCCUUAAUGCUUCGCUGGGCUACUUUUUAGCCAUAGUCGGCAUGAGUGUGGUUGGGCGGGUGUUGUUCGCUCGCUGGACACUCCUGACGGAGUUCAUCGCCGCUUUCGCGCUCGCUGCCUGCAGAUUGGAGGUGGACACCAUCGCGGAGGUCGGCCAGUGGGCCGGCGCGCUUGGGCCCGACGUCGCCGUCACUAUGCUCUUCAUAUCCCUCGCUGUCCAUGGCGUCGUCAUGCAGGGCGUGAGCGGGAACCCGUCGGUGACGCUGAUGGGGCUCCUGCAGAAGGACGUGGGCGCCGUGUCGGUCGUGCUCAGCGUGGCGGCGCAGUUAUUUGGCGCAUACGCCGCGCUUCUGGUCGCCGGGAAGUACUGGCAGAUGGAGCUGACCGACAUGCACAUGAUCAAGAACCUGAUGAUGUCCGAGUGCAGCACGUCGCUGCAGGUCCCGCCGCUGCAGGGAGUCUUCGCCGAAGCCCUCGGAGCCCUGACCUUUCACCUGGUUUACCUCGUCAUGAAGAACAGGUCGCAGCUGCUGCAGAUUCCCAUAUUCGCCGUGCUGCUGACAUUCAUCGCCUAUGCUGGAAAUAACUACACGUCUGGAUAUGUGAAUCCAUCCCUGGCUUAUGCCAUGACAUUCACCUGUCCGGGACACACUUUCCUAGCGUAUUCUCUCGUCUACUGGCUCGGCCCUCUGAUUGGCAUGACUCUUGCGCUCUUCCUGUAUUUGGGAAACAUCCCACUGCUGUUCAGCAGGAAUCUGCUUUACUCCAAGAAGGCACGUUUCCGGGUUCCCAAAGGGAAAACCUCUGAAGACAAGAGCAGCUGAAGAGACAUAAAAACACAGCACUGAUGUGGUCACUUCAUAAACCAUAUUUUAUAGUCACAAAACAUAUUAUGGUUUAACUCUAAAUCUGGUACAACUUCUCUGGUUACAUUUCUGUUCAUCUGGUUUGAGGUCUGCAGCCAGUUUCAACAAACCUCUCGUUUUGUGUGAACUUUAUACUAACAUCUAGGAGCCAAAGAACAUUUUAUUAAAUAUAUAGCUAAAAAUAUUUAAUAAGGGGGAAAAGGAAAAAAUCAUACAAAAGUACAAGAAAAUGUACAAGAAAAUUGUGAUAGGUUGUCUGUAAAUGCCACUUUGAUAAAAUAUUCAAAGUAUGCCAAUGUGUAAUAAAAUAAUUUGUAAAAUAUAUAAUAAUUUGUUAAAUAUUUUUUAGUCUUUCAUAAUUGCUGUUCUUCUUUAUUCUGGCUUGUUUAGAAAAUACAUGAUAAACAAUAACAUUUCUUA
Messenger RNA from Sinocyclocheilus rhinocerous, 1377 nucleotides. It is a transcript of the gene aqp12, whose product is annotated as aquaporin 12. Bases 85 to 915 code for a protein of 276 amino acids. The transcript has 3 exons. The record is from RefSeq and is a predicted model, not a curated record. NCBI's taxonomy places the organism in Eukaryota, Metazoa, Chordata, Actinopteri, Cypriniformes, Cyprinidae. Gene Ontology annotation, cellular component: membrane; cytoplasm. Gene Ontology annotation, biological process: transmembrane transport. Gene Ontology annotation, molecular function: channel activity.